AUGGGGCCUAAGUUGGCAAAGCAAAAUGCCUCCAAAUUUGAUCCACUUGCGAUCAAGAUCGUGUACGUGAAGGCAGUAGGAGGUGAAGUGCCAGCAACAUCAUCCCUGGCUCCAAAGAUCGGUCCACUUGGUCUGUCCCCAAAGAAAGUUGGUGAUGACAUCUCCAAAAGUACCCAGGAGUGGAAGGGACUGAAAAUCACUGUCAAGUUGGUUGUGCAGAACCGACAGGCUAAGGUAGAAGUGGUGCCCAGUGCAUCAUCCUUGGUGAUAAAGGCACUCAAAGAACCCCCAAGGGACAGGAAGAAGGUGAAACAUGUGAAGCACAGCGGUAACGUUAGCAUGGAUGAAAUCAUAAGAAUUGCCCGUAUCAUGAGGCCCAGGAGUAUGGCAAGGACCUUGGCUGGAACCUGCAAGGAGAUUCUUGGUACUGCCCAGUCUGUUGGAUGCUCUGUUGAGAAGUGCCCUCCCCAUGACGUUAUCGACAAAAUCAACAGUGGUGAAAUCGAAGUGCCUGACGAGUAAACCAAGCAAGAUCAUUUUACAAUAAAAA
Pecten maximus is the source of this 550-nucleotide messenger RNA. Its product is annotated as 60S ribosomal protein L12-like. The transcript is spliced from 6 exons. The record is from RefSeq and is a predicted model, not a curated record. Gene Ontology annotation, molecular function: large ribosomal subunit rRNA binding; structural constituent of ribosome. Gene Ontology annotation, cellular component: ribosome; cytosolic large ribosomal subunit. Bases 1 to 522 code for a protein of 173 amino acids. Gene Ontology annotation, biological process: translation. NCBI's taxonomy places the organism in Eukaryota, Metazoa, Mollusca, Bivalvia, Pectinida, Pectinidae.